AUGUUGGGGGGUGUGUGUUGUGUGGUGUUUGUGGGGUUUGGGGGUUGGUUUUUUGUGGUGGUGGGGGGGGGGGGUUUUUUUUGGGGGGGGGGGUUGGUUUGGGGGGGUUGGGGGGGGGGUGGGGGGGGGGGGGGGUUUGUGUGGGUGUGGGUGGGGUGGGUGGGUUGGGGUGUGUUUUUUAUUGAACACACACAACUCGACUUGACAAAUAAAGGGGGGGGGGGGGUUGGGGGGGGGGGGGAGGGGGGGAGGGGGGGAGUGAGGGGGGGGAGGGGGGGGGGGGUAGGGGGGGGGGGGGAGGGGGGGAUUUGGGGGUGGGUGGUGUUGUUGGGGGGGGGGGGGGGGGGGGUGGUGGGGGGGGGGUGGGGGGGGGGGCUUGGGGGCGUGGGGGGGAGGGGUGGAGUUUGA
Molecule: messenger RNA, 408 nt
Organism: Knipowitschia caucasica
Lineage: Eukaryota; Metazoa; Chordata; Actinopteri; Gobiiformes; Gobiidae
Source: the annotation of a GenBank genome assembly